Molecule: messenger RNA, 2910 nt
Organism: Periconia digitata
Lineage: Eukaryota; Fungi; Ascomycota; Dothideomycetes; Pleosporales; Periconiaceae
Source: the annotation of a GenBank genome assembly
CUGCAUCGCCUCUGUCGGAACAAAAGGAUAGAGAAACAAAAGGAAACGAAAAAAAGUCCCUCUUCCCCGUCUCCGCCGCUCACUCUCUCACACACACACACUCCCUCUCACGCACCCCCGUCCUGCUCCCGACGACGCCUCUUGUAUCAGCCAGUGCAGUGUAGCUGCUACUCCUACGCCCUACAGCCUCACCUACCUCCCGCUGCAUCCACCGACUCCUACGCCUACACAACAGCUACACCUUCGGGCCUGCUCGCCAUGGCCGACACCACACCCACCAUAGCUCCUCCGCCUCCGAGGCCAGGCAGCGCCGACAGCUCCGAUGGAGGAGAGACUUUCGAGGACGCCCCCGAUCUGACCCCUCGUCCACCCUCACAUGCCGACCGCUCACGCACACGAUCGCUACUCAGCAGGCGCGCCUCCUCUUCUUCCAACGCACACGACCCACGAACCGAUUCUCCCGCACCGGAGCUCCCUCCCAAAGACACACCCCAGCAGGACGAGUCAUCUAAAACAGAUGAGGCACCCGCACCCCCGGAAAAGCAAAAUCAAGAUCAAAAACCCGAGGAUGACACAACCGCUCCCAAGUCUCCCCUCCCUCCAACACAACGUAUAUCAGUCACAUCAAUGGACGACGUCUCAUUAGAAGAAGAAGGAACAAAAUCUCCAGAUAAUCAACCAAAGCUGCCCCCUCGAGAUUCAGCAAGUGGAUUGCAGGGUUUAUCUGGCAAGAUGUCUCCUGUCAAAUUUCCUCCACCGCCUCCGGCCCCACCCGCGACCGAGAAGGAUAAACAUACUUCGUUACCAACCCCACCCGCUGCGCCCACAAGGAAACUCACUAGUCCAUUCUCUUGGCUAUCGCGAAACACAUCCAGCAAGAAGCAGCCCGAGUCGCCCCCUUUGCAAGCCAAUGAUCGAAGGCAUACCGCAUCCUCUCUUCAAACACUCGGCAGUAAUCCGGAUACAUCGCUUGGAAGGAUCGACGACGAAGAUUCACAGACGAAGAGAACAAGCACGGGUAGUCUACGGGAUAGGUUUAAGCUCCUGAGGAUGAGGGAUGAGGCCGGCAUUCCCUUGGACGAAGAAGCUGAGAAGGCAGGGCUGGGUCUGGGCAUUUUGAGCCCUACUGCAACAGACACUGAGCAUGCUGCAAGCAUCACAUCAGGCCCAACCAGCCCUUUGCCCGGCAUCACAAGACAACCAACGGUCAACCCCAGUCUAGCCCCCGGCACUGCCGCUGGCUUCGCGUCUGGCCCAGCGGGUGAUGCUGCGGAGCCUGUCGACUGGGAUCUUUGGCAAAAUGUCGUGAAUGAAGGCCCAGCAGCUGUUGCCCGCACAGGAUCAGAGGAACUCAACCGAGCAAUCGCAAGCGGUAUCCCACAGGCCAUACGUGGAGUCAUAUGGCAAGUGCUGGCACAAAGCAAGAGCGAGGAACUGGAGAUUGUAUAUCGACAGUUGGUUGCUCGAGGAACGGAUAAGGAAUACAAGUUACCAAAGACCCCUAUUGUCACCAACGGGGAUAUCAACGGCAAGGAGAAAGAGUCAAUAGCUUCAUCUUCAUCCUCUGUUCAUUCAGAUGUCUCGACUCCGGCAACAACGACCGGCAGCACGAACGCCGCGCUGCCUUCACCGUCUAUCUCGUCCGACAACGACGCGGGGAAACUGCAAAUCAAGACUGGCGCAGACAAAAAAGAAUCGACCAAAGAAGAGGCCGCAGUCAUUCUGAAACUGGAGAAGACGAUCAAGCGCGAUCUCGGGGCCCGAACCAGCUAUUCCAAAUAUCUGAUGGCUGCUGGCUUACAAGAUGGGUUGUUCGGUAUUUGCAAGGCUUAUGCUUUGUAUGAUGAAGCUGUGGGCUAUGCGCAAGGCAUGAACUUCAUUGCUAUGCCGUUGUUGUUCAACAUGCCCGAAGAAGAAGCUUUCAGUCUUUUCGUGACGUUGAUGAACAAGUACAAGCUCCGAGACUUGUUCGUACAAGAUAUGGCUGGGCUGCAUUUGCACCUUUACCAAUUUGAACGUCUCUUGGAAGAUCUCGAGCCCGCACUGUACUGCCACCUUCGCCGCAAGGACGUCAAGCCACAGCUGUAUGCGACCCAGUGGUUCCUUACCCUUUUCGCAUAUCGAUUUCCUCUUCAGUUGGUUCUGAGAAUCUACGAUCUGAUCCUCAGCGAUGGGCUGGAAGGAGCCAUUCUCAAGUUUGGAAUCGUAGUCAUGCAGAAGAAUGCACAAACGCUGCUGAACAUGAAAGACAUGUCUGCUUUGACAACGCAUCUCAAAGAGCGCAUUUUCGACGUCUACAUCGACAAGGCCCCGUCGGCGUCUUCGAUUCUCGAGAGUGGAUUCUUCGGCUCUACUGGCGGUGUGGACAAGGAGGUCUACCGGGCCGACCAGCUCGUCCGUGACGCAGUAGCGGUCCCGGUAACGCCGCAAAUGCUCCAACAAUAUACGGCUGAGUGGAAGGAACAGCAGCGGAUCGAGAAGGAGCGUGAGACCGAGCUUCAGGGUCUGAAAGACAAGACAAUCAUGCUCGAGAAGAAGGUGCGCGUGCUUGAGCAGCGUGCAGAGCAAUCAGACACGGAACACGUGGCAAUGGUCUCUGAUCUUGUCAAGACCAAGGUCGAGAACGACAACUUCGCAGAGGAGAAUGAAGCUCUGAAGACAAAGGUAGAGUCGCUUCAGAAAAUAGUGGAUACACAGGUGGAAGAAGUGGAGGCGAGGAUGAAGGGAGAAAUGGAAGAAGUUAUGGCCAAGAACAUUGUUGUGCACAAUGAAAACCGAGCGCUCGAGGAAAACAUGGCGGAGAUGGAAAAGGAGCUCGUGUCAACCAAGAUGCAGUGGGCUACCAUCAACGAAGAAUACGAGCAGCUCAAACAGAAGUGGAACAACAUGGCCCAGAUGAUGAAAGGGUAG